Gasterosteus aculeatus aculeatus (three-spined stickleback) is the source of this 3394-nucleotide messenger RNA. RefSeq names its product nicotinamide phosphoribosyltransferase 1 (gene nampt1). The record is from RefSeq and is a predicted model, not a curated record. Gene Ontology annotation, molecular function: nicotinamide phosphoribosyltransferase activity. NCBI's taxonomy places the organism in Eukaryota, Metazoa, Chordata, Actinopteri, Perciformes, Gasterosteidae. Gene Ontology annotation, biological process: NAD+ biosynthetic process.
CCCCCCACUCUCCCCGCCCCCAACACGGCGACUCUACCAGCCUGGAGUCCCCGACUGCACCGCACGCAACCCACUGACAGCUGCGACUGACGACCGACCGAGGGGGAAAAGAUGGAGCACAGGGACGCCGACUUCAACAUAUUGUUAGCGACCGACUCGUACAAGGUGACGCACUACAAACAAUACCCCCCCAACACGAGUAAAGUGUACUCGUACUUUGAGUGUCGCGAGAAGAGGACCGACCCCUCCAAAAGCAGAAAAGUCAAAUAUGACAAGACGGUCUUCUAUGGCCUCCAGUACAUCCUCAACAAAUACCUGAAGGGGAAGGUGGUGACCCCGGAGAAGAUCCAGGAGGCAAAGGAAGUAUACAGAGAACACUUCCAGGAUGAUGUCUUCAACGAGAAGGGCUGGACGUACAUUUUGGAGAAAUACAAUGGACACCUGCCCAUUGAAAUCAAGGCUGUGCCGGAGGGGAGUGUCAUUCCUCGAGGCAACGUUCUGUUCACCGUGGAAAGCACGGACCCUGAAUGCUACUGGCUCACCAACUGGGUGGAGACCAUUCUCGUUCAGAUCUGGUACCCGAUCACUGUAGCGACCAACUCCAGGGAGCAGAAGAAGAUCCUCGCCAAGUACCUCAUGGAGACCGCCGGCAACCUGGAGGGACUAGCGUAUAAGCUUCACGACUUUGGCUACAGGGGCGUCUCCUCGCAAGAGACUGCGGGCAUCGGGGCCUCUGCCCACCUGGUCAACUUCAAGGGCACGGACACGGUCGCCGGCAUCGGAGUCAUUAAGAAGUACUACGGCACCAAGGACCCCGUGCCGGGCUUCUCCGUGCCCGCCGCGGAGCACAGCACUAUCACGGCGUGGGGGAAGGACCAUGAAAAAGACGCCUUUGAGCACAUCAUCAAGCAGUUCCCCAACGUGCCGGUGUCCAUCGUCAGCGACAGCUACGACAUCUACAACGCCUGCGAGAAGAUCUGGGGAGAAGACCUCCGGUCUCUGAUUGUGGCGCGCAGUGCGGACGCCCCGCUGGUCAUCCGACCCGACUCGGGAAACCCGCUCGAUACAGUACUGAAGGUUUUGGAGAUCUUGGGUAAGAAGUUCCCUCCACUGGAGAACUCCAAAGGCUAUAAGGUUCUGCCUCCCUACAUCCGGGUCAUACAAGGAGACGGAGUCGACAUCAACACGCUGCAAGAGAUCGUGGAGGGCAUGAAGAAGCACAGGUGGUCCAUUGAGAACAUCGCUUUUGGGUCCGGAGGGGCUCUCCUGCAGAAACUGACCAGGGACCUGCUCAACUGCUCCUUCAAAUGUAGCUACGUGGUCACCAACGGCCUGGGGGUGAAUGUGUUCAAGGACCCAGUGGCUGACCCUAACAAGAGGUCAAAGAAAGGUCGCCUGUCUCUGCACCGGACGGCGAGCGGAAACUUUGUUACCCUGGAGGAGGGCAAAGGCGACCUGGAGGAGUACGGCGUGGACCAGCUGCACACCGUCUUUCAGAACGGGAAGAUUGUGAAGACGUACACGUUCGACGAAGUCAGAGACAAUGCUCAGCUCACAGAGAGCGACUACUGAAGGCAAAAAGCACCCGGCCCACACCCCAAAACAGACCCCGCUCCCCUCAACCCCUCCACCUUUGGCUUCUGACGCACAUCUCACAGAAAUGGGGAUGGCGUGCACUGCUAAUAGAUCCCCAAUUCUAAUGCUUGAGAGUCCCCCCUGCCCCCCUGAAACGUUCCUGUACAGAAGUGUAUGAAAAAAGCGAUGCACCAAUAACAUUGACUUCCACUUGGACUGUAAUUAUGGAGGCUGAGAGAAUUCAAUGCCCUCAAGCCCCCAAUGUUCUGGCCUUUAAUUAGAGGUCAGGGCCCAAAUUUAAAAAAGAGCCAUUAUCAAGUACUCCCUGAAUAUUUUGUACCACGCCAAAUAUAAUAUUAUGGGUGCAUCUCUGAAGUCAUAUUAAUGAUCAUCUACACGGAGUGUGAAGAUCCAAUCGCACUACAGAGGCAGCUCACACGAACGGACUUAGCCGAAGUGAUUUUGCUCAAAAUUUCACAUCUGUCACAGAUGUUUAAAGCUCCACUUGUGAUAAUAAUAAAUGAGGAAAAAUGAAAAUUUUCAACCGAUUCCACAGCUGAAGUUACUAGUUUUGGAUCGGCUCUUCGAAACGCGCUGGAAACCAGUCUUUGAUGUUUAAGGCCAAGAGUUGAUGUAGAACAGAAGAAAAAAAUACAUUGCAAAACGUUCUUGUCACUGGAAUGAAGAUGAUAUAACUGUUUACGAAAGAUGCGUUGCUUCUGAAAUGUGUGUUAUGUGUUGUUGUACAUGCUGUACGGGUGCUUGGAUCUCUGUGUGUGUGUGUGUGUGUGUGUGUGUGUGUGUUUUGAGAUUUUCUUUUUUUUUUUAAAGGAUAAUUUCCUUUAUGCAAACCUACUUGUUGAUAGGGGGAAUAGAGAACACUUCCUUUGACUUUUCCGGCCUUUUAUUUUUGAAAGGAGACACAGCAGUUGAGCCGAUAAAGCAGCCAGGGGGGGUUAGUUUCCCUUUUCAGAGCUGGUGACAUCAGAGAAACAAAUUCGUUCAAGACUAGAAACAGAAUUUAUUUUCACUGUCCUUCAUGCCUAGCCGACUUCCAACGUGUCCAAAAAUCCUGUAAAACCUGCGGAAAUUGACAAAAAUCCCCAACAGGCGUUAGUGUGUUUAGUGGCCAUUAGCUAACCCGCGUGCACCGCCAUGCAGAGCGUGUUAGCUCGCUGCCGUUAGCAUUUAGCUCAAAGUAAAAGUCUCUCCUUGCAGAGGGGCUGAAGUGUUUGGGCAGCUUUCCUCGAGCUAUCGCCCCCCCCCCCCCCCUCCCCCUCUGCAAAUAAUCUUGCACUGUUUUUCUAUAUUUUCCUAAAGGUUUCUUGUUGUUUCCCCCCAAUUUGUUAUUUGAUCACCUUUUGUCCUGAUUCUGAAGUGACCAGUUCCACAGUUCUUUUGUUGUGGCGCUGCAUUCUAGUAUAACUCUUAAUUUUACUGUUUUGAUACUUCUUUCCUCAGAGAAAUAUUAUUUUGUAUGACAAAGGAGAGAAAAAUGCCAGAAACAUUGCAGUAAAUAUCUUUAUUCACAAACAAUGUGGCCAUACUGCCUUCUCACUUGUACAUACAAGAACUACUUUGACUGGAAGCAGAGGGGCAGCGUUAGGAAGACGACCACAGUAGUUAAUAAUAUAAUGUGUGUGUGUGUUACGGAUGAAAAACUGUUUGUGAAUACUUUUUUUUCCCCUGUUGUUGUAGUUUUACACGUAUGUAUAUGUUGGUUGUCCCAGAUUCUCUCCCAACACAACUGCUAUUUUAACAAAUAUAACUUGCUAUAUUGUCAACAAUACAUUGAUUAAAGAAGAUGCCACCCUGUCAA